AUGCCAGACUUUUCGAUAUUAAACGACAACGAGGUAGCUCAAUUAAAGGAUACCAUUAAUGAGUUAAGAUCACAGCUGGAUAGUGCACAUAACGAAGUUCAAAAUCUACUGACGGAAAACCAUAUCCUCCAAAAGAUUAUUAAAGACCAGCAAAACAAAAUUAAUCAACUAACAACAAUCUGCACUUCAAAUAAAAAACAACCAAGGAAAGUCAACAGAAGUAAUAAUGUGGCUAAAAAGAUAGAUUUUUCUGAGAAAACGGUCUCGCUCACAACUAUAAAGAACUGUCCUGCAACUUCACUAACAUAUAACCAACCGUGCGAGAAUCACUAUGAAGUAAAAAGUGUAGAAACCUCUGCUUCUUGCUGUUCAUCGAAAGAAAACAUCGACAUAUCAACCACUAAGAACACAUCAAGUAAGUCACAAGACACAUUACCAUCCACAAAUCAAACCAAGAGUGAAACUGAUAGCGUCCCCAACCAAGGGAGUAAAACUGAUAGCGUUACCAAAAGACGCUUAUUAAUAUUUGGAGCUCAACUUUGUAGUAAAUUAGCCUCUAGAUUGAUCAAAUUACGUUAUAACACUAAAUAUGAACAUUACGAUAUAUACGGCUGCAUUAAACCUUUUGCAACAACUGAGGAGAUUGAUUAA
Messenger RNA from Parnassius apollo (apollo), 651 nucleotides. NCBI's taxonomy places the organism in Eukaryota, Metazoa, Arthropoda, Insecta, Lepidoptera, Papilionidae. The record is from the annotation of a GenBank genome assembly.